AUGUCUGUUUCAUUACAGUUACCAGAAACAUUCGCCCAAAUCCCCCGCUACAAGAUCCUAUACUCAACUCCAUCUCCCAUCCAUCCCUUACCCUCAAUUUCACCCCCAAGAGUCUCCCCGCAUCCCCUCAUCACCAUCCACGCCAAACGAGAAGACCAUUCCUCCCCACUAGCCUGCGCAGGAAACAAAUAUCGCAAACUAGAAUACAUAGUCCCAGAUAUACUAUCCAAAAAACCACUCUAUCACAGCCAUGAGAACAACCCAACACCCCCAGGCCCAUUGCAAGGCGCAGCAACAACCCUCGUUACAGAGGGCGCAAUCCAAAGCAACCACACCGUACAAGUCGUCGCUCUCGCACGGAAACUAGGACUGAAAGCUUUAAUCCUCUUGCACCGCGGCACAGGCGGUGGACUUGCAGCUGCCAAUGACAAGGAAGCUUUCCAACGCAGCGGAAAUGUGCAAAUUAAUCACCUGCUUGGUGCGGAGGUUCGCGUCUGUGAAGAAGGUGAUCCGCUAGCGCAGGAUGCGACGCCUCUUCUUGAUGAAUUACGGGCGGCGGGACAGAAUCCAUAUUGGAUUCCUGGUGGUGCGAGCUUGCAUUCGCUUGGUGGGCUGGGAUAUGCGCGAGCGGCGUUCGAGAUUGCUGCGCAGGAGGAAGAGAUGGGGCUUGGGGGCUCGGGGAGGUUUGAUUAUGUCUUUGUUGCGUGUGGGAGUGGGAGUACCGUUGGUGGGUUGGUGGCUGGGUUUAAGCUGCUGGAAAAGAUUGGGGGAUUGGAUGCGUCAAAGAGAAUUGGGGAACCGAGGAAGAUUGUUGGGAUUCUUAAUUCGCCGACUAAACCGCGGGCGUAUCAUGAAGAGAGGGUGCUUGCUUUUGCGAGGAGGGCGGGCGAGUUGAUUGGGCUUGAUGGGGAGCAGGAUAUUGGAAUUGAGGAUGUGAGGCUUGAUGAUCGGUUCGUUGGGACUGCAUACGGUGUGCUUGAUAGCGAGAGUAAAAUGGCCCUAGAGACCAUGGCGCGGACAGAGGGUAUGGUGCUGGAUCCGGUCUAUACAACCAAGGUUGCGAGAGGGUUGAUGCAUUGGGUAAAUGAGGGAGAAGUCGUGGAUUCAGUUAAACCCUUGGAGCAGGUGAAUGUACUGUUCAUUCAUACAGGUGGACAGGCAUCUUUAGGAGCUUAUGCAGAUGUCAUAUAA
Messenger RNA from Penicillium coprophilum, 1191 nucleotides. RefSeq names its product 1-aminocyclopropane-1-carboxylate deaminase/D-cysteine desulfhydrase. Lineage: Eukaryota; Fungi; Ascomycota; Eurotiomycetes; Eurotiales; Aspergillaceae. The transcript has a single exon. The record is from RefSeq and is a predicted model, not a curated record. Gene Ontology annotation, molecular function: D-cysteine desulfhydrase activity. Bases 1 to 1191 code for a protein of 396 amino acids.